Acaulospora colombiana is the source of this 397-nucleotide messenger RNA. Lineage: Eukaryota; Fungi; Glomeromycota; Glomeromycetes; Diversisporales; Acaulosporaceae. The record is from the annotation of a GenBank genome assembly.
AUGUGGUCGGAACGCAGAGUCAUCGAUAGCAAAAUAGACUUGUCGUUCAUGAAUAGCGGCGCUUUCUCAAGUUCAAUCACCAAAAUGGUCCAAUUUAUAGAAGAGAUAGUGAAAGGAGAUCAUAUUCUCGACGCGGUUAGAGUGGAUGAGCAGCUUUGUUUGUCCCAAGUUUGGCUCAUGGCAACUGGAGAUGGCGGAGCUUAUAGCUAUUCUCUGACGGUCUUCUCUCCAAGUGGCAAGCUCGUCCAAAUUGAACACGCACUCGCUCGAGUCUCUCAGGGAACAACUAGUCUUGGUAUCAAAGGUUCGUACAUUACGUAUAAUUCGGAAGUCAUCUGCGGCUCUAUACCUCCUCACCUGACACUGACUUCUACUGCGUCCAGCUACGAAUGGCAUC